Molecule: messenger RNA, 2519 nt
Organism: Schistosoma haematobium
Lineage: Eukaryota; Metazoa; Platyhelminthes; Trematoda; Strigeidida; Schistosomatidae
Exons: 5
Coding region: 156-1406 (416 amino acids)
Source: RefSeq, a predicted model, not a curated record
CUCAAAUCAAAUUUAAAAUUGUCUGGAUUUGACCGCUUCUGUAAAACUUUACGAAUUGUCGAGGUGACGCCCCAAUCGUAUUACGGCGGUUUGACCUUGAAGCGCUCAGUAACCUCAGUCAGUGGAAGAUACCACUGAACCGUUGCCGUGCUCACAUGAAUCACUCAAUCAUGGUUAAUGGUGAAAGGAGGACCCCUUCGGUCAUUUUAAUGGACUUCUUUAAUAUGAUUCCGUUCACAGAUCGGACCAGCGUUUCUUCAACUUUGACCGAAAUCCGCAACAGCCUGGAUGAUGUAAUUCCAAAUACUAAUCCUAUAGCACCGUUUAUUAGCAAAAUCAGGCAGUUACAGUUAGUUUUCAUGAGAAUUCCCAUGGUAUUAAGAAAACAAAUCAAAUCCCUAUUACUGGAAGGCUUAGAAGCGUCGUCAGAAAUCUCCAACCUACUUCUGUGUAUUUUCACACUGUGUCUAUGUUUAUUGGAAUUAAGCGUUCUGAGAAACUGUGAUCGGUCAGACUUAGAAAGCGAAGAUAUUUGGACAACUAUCAAAGAAUUAAAUCAGUCUAUAUUCCCAAGAUUAUGUGAAAAAAUAAAGCAACAAAAAACGAAUCUGCCUUCACUUUUAUCAUGGUCAUAUUGUAUGUUAGCGUUCACCUUCUAUGCUUGUGCAGAGUGGGUACAUAAUCAAGGUUGUAAACCUUCACCUUCGUUCUGUGUCAAGAAUUCUGUGGACUUAGAUGAAACUAUUUUGGAUCAUCCAACUGUGCCAGAAAUAUUGCGCCAUAUUCUCUAUAAUCAGGUAAAGAAUAGACCUUAUUUUACACCACCUACUUCACGAACGCUAAUAGAUCUUCUAUUUUCAAGUGCAAUAUCUAGCAAUGCAGGAAUUUUAAUGUCUUGCAAGUAUAAAAAAACAUAUGACCUAUCUGACUGCUGUAUUGAAUUUGAUGAACCUCCGGUGCAACCUGUCAAAGUUGAUGAAAUCAAAGUUAAUAUUAAAGACAAACCACGUCAAUUGCCUUCAUGUUUUCAAGAUAAUUUGCAAACAGGUUCCUUCAAAAAAAUUUUUUAUAACCUAAGUUUGUUGAAACAACUACUUGGAAAUCCUGACUGCCAAAAUUCUUUACUGGAACCAUUAAUUUUUAGCUUACGACAGUCACCUUUCAUAUUGAAACGCUUGAGAAGUUGCUUGGCAAGUGGUCUAAAACCAAAUGACACUAAUGUCUGCUUAUAUGAGAAAAUUUAUACCUUACUACUGCAACUGUGGUUUCAAGCUGCUAUGGAUCGUACGUUGCUUAAGAAUUUUCCACAAUCAUAUAUAUGGUUGUGUGGUUUCACUUGCCCGAUGUAUGAGUAUAAAGCUUAUGUAUCGACGUUUAGAGCCACAAGUUGCUUUUUCGUGAUGUAAAUUGGCAAUCAGGUUAAAAAUAGCUUAUUAAUGUAAAUUUGAUAAGUAAUGAGUAUGACUGGAUUCUAUAAUGCUGUUAUAUGGACUGGGCGUUUUCUGACUGCUUAUGAGAAUAUGUUUAGGUCAUCAAUUUUUAACUCACCGCACUGGUACCUACAAAUGAUUACGGAUGCAGUGAUUGCUAUAAUAGAUCGAUCAGGAAAAGUAGCAUUUAGUAAGAAGUAUGAGAAAAUGAACCGUAAUUAAUGGUCGGGUCAAAUUUUUAAGCACCAACUGAAAAUCAAGUAAAUAACAUGGAUCCAAAUUUAUUAGGACCAACAAACAAUUCCGGUCAAGUAUUUCACUAUGAAAAUAAUAUUACUAAAUGCCAACGGGAAGUUUGUGAAAGUUGGAGGAGUCAACUAACAACCUAUUACAAAUAUUUUGAGUACUAGACUUUUUUCAUAGAAAGUCUAUACUUGACUUUGGAUGAUUUUUCAAUCCAAACCAAUUGUCAGGAAAACGCUGACAAGGAAACACAUCUAUAGGUCGUAUUCCUUGCUACUAAUGACAUUGAAAAAAGUUAAUUAGACAAGAAUGUCUACCGCAAUAAAUUUUACCCUUUCAUUCAACGACAAUAGAAACUAUGUCUUCUUUAUACAAUGGAAAAUUCAUCAUCAUUUCCCAACUUCGCAUUUAAGAGGCAGUUCAACAAUAAGUAUAGCUUCUAAAAUUGUGCACAUUUAGUCAAUUAACAAUUCAUAUGGGGAAAGAGUUGAAAAAAUUACAAGACGUCCUCUGUUUUAUUUUUUAAUACACAACAAUCGAUUCUAAAUCCCUUAUAACACCUUUUUGUUUUUAUUUCACUAAUUUAUAUUUUCUCGAAUCGUAUCUUAGAUGCCUAAUCGCUUCCAUUAUCAUUGAUACUGUUACUUCCUUUAUUACUCUGGGAUUUGGCUUAACAAUUUCAUUUCUCUGUGCUAAGAGGGUAUGGCGACUUGAACCGAUGUACAUACGUACCAGGUUUUAAGUUGUGACUAAAACAACAAUCGAUACCCAUCAUUAUGCCGGUUCCACUGUUUUAAAGUCAGUCAUACACAUAGAAUAAUAAAGGUGCAUGAAGCGAAUUUCAAA